Molecule: messenger RNA, 1816 nt
Organism: Notolabrus celidotus (New Zealand spotty)
Lineage: Eukaryota; Metazoa; Chordata; Actinopteri; Labriformes; Labridae
Product: 1-phosphatidylinositol phosphodiesterase-like
Exons: 8
Coding region: 693-1718 (341 amino acids)
Biological process (GO): lipid metabolic process
Molecular function (GO): phosphoric diester hydrolase activity
Source: RefSeq, a predicted model, not a curated record
CAUUUACAUCGUUGAUGCGGAUCUUCUUCAGGCAUUGCUGAUUCUUUUGGGAGAUGGUCUCCAGUUUGAAGUUGACCUCCUGGAAGUCCUUGUCUAGGGCGUGGCUCUCUUCAUCUACCAGUCCCUUGCGAGCCACCCCAACCAGGGAGGAGACAAUGCCAAAGAUGGGGUCGAUGGAGGAGGCGAAGGAGGUCACUUUCUCUACGCAGCCUAGGACCUUUGCUGCAUGGACCUUGAUCUUUUUUGAGUCAGCCAUCACUGCUGCUGCUCUUCGUCCACAGUAAGGUUCACAAAAAGAGAGUCGGGAGGCUGCAGAGAUAUAAAAAAACAAACAGGGGAGUGAACAUGAGGAAGUGACUCAUGCAUGAUCUGCUCUGAUUGGCUGAGGGGACUUCUUCCAGUUGCAUGGCGGCUUCUAGCUCCAACUACAGGCUGCAGAACAGGCUGUAAAACACUCAUAUCUCUCUUGCUGCAGUUUUUCCAGAUGUCCUCCUAACUUUUCAUCCACCGCUUUUCCUGAAUCAUCCUCACAACAUAGCUUUGGGCUAUGACUGUGACAAGAAAAGGCUUUCACUCACUGAUAAGAGGGGGGAAACAUCCACCUGUUGCUGAUGGACAUAGACAACCUCUUCAAGUCGCCUGGUCCGGACUGAGGACGAAAACCUUCUGGUUUCAGCUCUGAUCCAUCAGACAUGCCGUGCAACAUCAGGAGAGGUCCAGUGAAAAUGCACAAGAUGUUUAUUGAGCUGAUGGUGUUGAUGGGAGUGGCUGUUCUGAGUAAUGGCGCCGUUCAGAGACCAGACUAUGAUGACACUCCCACCCCUGAGUUCCUCAACCCCUCUUGGAUGGCUAGUAUCCCUGAUGAUCAGCCGCUGUCUGAGGUCACCAUGCCAGGAACACACAACACCAUGGCCCUGUAUGGAGGUGUGUAUGCUGAGUGUCAGACCUGGAGCUUGGCCUCCCAGCUCCAGGCAGGGGUCCGCUUCCUGGAUGUCCGUGUCCGUCACGUCAAGGGGAAUCUCACCCUUCACCACGGGGUGUCUUAUCAGCGAGCACACUUUGGACACGUCCUGGAGGGUGUGACUAAAUUCCUCCAAGAGUUUCCCACUGAGACGGUGCUGAUGAGGCUGAAGGAGGAGUUCAGUGAGACCUACGACAUCUACGGGGCUGUGGUCAGCUACAUUCACCGCUACGCCCACUGGGACCUCCUGUGGCACAGCCGACUUGUGCCAACCAUGGCAGAGGCCAGAGGGAAGCUCAUCAUCCUGCAGGACUUUUCUGGACCAGACUUGGGGAUGCGCUAUGGUUCUCUUGACAUAGCGGAUGACUGGAAGGUGCCCACACUCCUGCAUGUGGAGGAGAAAUGGCAGAGCGUCUAUGAUCACCUUGAAGCUACACCUACAGGAAACAAAGUCCAGAUUUUCCUCACCUUCAGCAGUGGAGCCGGUGUGUUUGCGUACCCCCGAGCCGUCGCUCAGCGCAUCAACACACAGCUCUAUGACUACUUGAAGGCCAAAACUGACAUGAACCAGCGCUUUGGAAUUAUCUGCAUGGACUUCCCUGCAUCUCCCAUGAUUCAAAUGAUCAUUGACUUCCAGCUUAAAGAGGUCACAAAGAGAUGGAAGGCCUUUGAAUCGGUGCCUACAAAGCUUAGUUUGAAAUACACAUUAUCUUCACUAAGAAAGAAGAUGGUGAAAGAUGUAGCGGUGAAUGUCUGAGCCAAAGUCACUGAAGUGAAAUGCGGAUGAAACCAAAGAUACUGGGUACAAAAUAAAUGAAGGAAAUUUGGUGCAGUAAUAAAAUGCUGCUGAAACUG